AUGCCAACAGGAACAGCAGUAUCUGAGGCUUAUGCUACCCUUGGGUUGGAGCAGGGGUCGUCGUUGGAAGUCGUGAAGGCAGCCUAUAAACAGGUUGCAUUAAGAACUCAUCCUGACAAAAAUCCCAACAACCCCGAUGCCACCAGACAGUUCCAACAUGUCGGAGAAGCAUACAACGUACUUUCAAAGCACCUUGAUACUUCCCACAGAAACCGUCCUCGAUACUACCCCCAAUGUGGCCACUAUCACGAUUAUGAUUCUGACUUUGACGACGACGACUACUCUGAAGACGACUACGAUUCGGAUUUCGAGGCAGAGCUUGCAGAGGCAUACUAUAGGUCUCUGUUUGAAGCUAUAUUCAGCCGCUUUGAAAAUUCGUACAGUCGUUCCCGUUUUAGAUACGAGCACCCCAGACCUCAACGCGAACGCGUGCCUCCAGAGUCACAGGCCGAAUUUAAUGAACGAAUUCGUCGUAAUCGGGAGGAACAGAUCAAAGCAGAGGAACAACGAAAACUUCAGGCUCAGAUACGUAAGGAACUUGCGGAAGAGGAUCGUCGGAAAGAACUCGCUGAGAGAGAGAAACGUCAAAAGGCUAGAGCUCAGAAAAAGAAAGCCGAUGCUCAAGCCGGUCGCCAAAGAGCGGCCGCUUCUGUACGUGCUCAGCGGGAAAGGACACAGUCGCUUCGUUCCUCGGUGUUCAAUGCUGCCCGUUCAGGGGAUGCGCAAAAGGUGAGACAAGGAAUCUGGGAGUCGAACGUUGACGCCGUUGGAGGAGAAAUAAAAGCCGGGUAUGAAGAAUUCGUGAAGGUACCUCCAAACGACCCUAAGGAGACGUUAUUGCAUAUCGUGGUUAAGGGAGGCGAUUUAGAACUUGUAGCAUGGUUAGAUUCGCACAACGCAGACCCGGAAGAACGUGAUUCGGAAGAUCUUACGGCGUUUCUCGUCGCAGUCCGCCUGGGCAAUUUACCCAUUAUCAACUAUUUCCUCGAAAAUCAUCCUUUUGACGACGAGGACAACAAAAAGGUGUAUAAAAGCUCUUCAUCCUCCCUUUCGGUAUUGCAACUAGCUGUGGAAUCCGGUAUUCUUCAGGUAGUAAAGCUAGUGCUUGAGAAAGGCCUGGCUACUAGCCAGGAGGUCAAUGAUGUUUGGGCUUGGAUAACCUCCGAGGGUGCUGGGAAGGUCGCUGAUGAAAUCAUGAGAGCCGUAAUGCAACAUGGAGGAUUCACGCCUCCAACUACACCUCUUGCAGCACACAACGGUAAUGGCAGCUCCAAUUCAAAUGGAAGAGGGAAGGGGCGUGGUCACAACCGGCGACGGCACGAGAACAGGAAGAGCCACUCUCCUGGCUUGGAGCAAAAAAGCGACUCCCCAUCGCGACCAGUAUUCCAGACAUCAGCUUAUCCUAAUCGUGGUCAUGGUCGUGGUCGCAGUGGUCGUGGUCGUGGAGGAAGAGGCCGUGAUUAUGGGAUGGGCCUUCCAUCGUGA
This is a messenger RNA of Marasmius oreades (fairy-ring Marasmius), 1485 nucleotides long. RefSeq lists its product as uncharacterized. The record is from RefSeq and is a predicted model, not a curated record. Bases 1 to 1485 code for a protein of 494 amino acids. Gene Ontology annotation, molecular function: protein binding. Lineage: Eukaryota; Fungi; Basidiomycota; Agaricomycetes; Agaricales; Marasmiaceae. The transcript has 7 exons.